Drosophila bipectinata is the source of this 5847-nucleotide messenger RNA. NCBI's taxonomy places the organism in Eukaryota, Metazoa, Arthropoda, Insecta, Diptera, Drosophilidae. The record is from RefSeq and is a predicted model, not a curated record.
CGUCGAGACGAGAAGUCGAUUCGAAUCGGAAGAAGCGACGGUGCUACGCGGAAAGUUCACAAGAGUUUUGUCGGGGCAGUUUGUCGGGGCGGCGAAUAAUGUGUUUAAAAAUACCAGUGCCUUGUGAAUAGAUCGCCUUUAAGAUGAGCAAGAAAAUGUGGAAUAAGAUCUUCAAAUCAAAGUCUCAGAAGUCUCAGCCAUUGGGCAAGAUCAAUAAGCGGCACAGUCGUGGAAUUUACGAGGAGUACCAGCAAUUAAAUGAUUUGCUGGCCGGUGAAAAAGCGCAACUUAAUUUCAACCAAAACGAAAAGGAAAAUGACCAUGGAAAUGGCUGUGGAAAUGCGAAUGGAAAUGCCAACAUUAACGUUUUCGAGCAACAGCCGCAGCAAAGUUCUUUCAACUCGUUGCAGCUUAGUGAGGCGCAACAGCAACAUCACCAGCAACUGCAGCAGCAGCAACAGCAACAACUGUCAACAUUUUCCCGCGUUCGGAACACAUUUUCAUUGAAACGCAAUAAAAAACAGCCAACUAAUGCCAAGUCAAGUGAGUCGGACACGCCUUCAAGUGUGGGCGCAGCAUCAAAAAUUGAUGAAAUUGCAACUGCAGCAACUGUAACAGCAGCAACUGCAGCAACAUCAGCAAUAUUAACCAAUCAAAGCCACUGCAAUCAACUGCAACGCGUCUUAAUCGUUGUCAAUAAGAUCGAUGUGGCCACUAACAGUCCGACUAACCACCAUUUGCAUGCCAAUCCAACAAAACCAACAGCUUCUGCAAUUAAAUCAACUAUCAACGCCACCACGGAUCUGGACGCCGAGGACACUAUCCGGGGCACGGACGACGAUCCGCUGCCCCCGCCGCCGCCGCCUUUGACCAGCGGUCUGCCUGUUCCAGUGCCGGAGCACGUCCCCAUCCAAAGCAGCGACCUGACACCAUGUCCCUGCUGCAGUCGCACCUUCAACCUGAGUGCCCUUCGCAAACACGUCGUCAUCUGUGAGAAGUCGUCCAAGAAGCGCAAGGUUUUCGACUCGUCCCGUCAGCGCCGUGAGGGCACCUCCUUGUCCACCUAUGUGCUGCCCAAGAACUUUGGCCUGCCGAAUGCGGAACGUAAUCCAGGGGUCUCGCCAUCGUCCCAAAACCGGGAGGCAGCACCAGAGCCCGUUAGCUCGCCCCUACCCGUCCGUCGCAAAUCACAAACCGAAAUGGUUCGCUCCACAGCUCGAGCUUCUCUGCGCAAGGCAGCCUCCACCCUCUCCAACAACUCUGGGGAUUCAGCACCAUUGGCCACGGCUCCAGUGGCGGCUGCCACACCAUCUCCGGCUGCAGCUCCACCAGCACCGAGGGAACGAUCUUUGGCCAAACGCAUCAAGGCACCUGCCUGCGAUCGCUGCCCCCAUUGCGACCGCAGCUUCAACCCGAAGGCCUUCGACCGCCACGUGGAGUGGUGCAAGGAGAAGGCCAUACAGGCCACAAUGAAGUCUGGGAACUCCCAGGAGACAAGCAAGGCAAAGGAACGUUUGGAGGCAAGGAAACAGUACCGGCCACCCAAUCUAAAGACGAAGCGAUCCCUCGCCCGGGACAAGUACUCCGGUCACCACGAGGAGGUACUGGAAGCGGGAGACAUGUCAGCACCCAAGCCUAACAUGAUGUCUCUAUCGAUGACCUCGUCCGUGCACAGCGAUAACAAUCAAAUGGUUAAGGUUCGAGGCGAACCCUCUCGCGGCACCACCCAGGUCACCAACAACCAGAUGAGCCUGUACAGGCCAAAUGACGAGGAUCCGCCGUCUUCGCCGCCACCCAGGGAGCGGAUAAGCCACCGUUCCAAGCGCAAGCCGUCGGAGGCCUGCAGCGAAAUCGACGAGACCAUGGACCGGCUGAGGCGCGUGGAGCCCCAAGCGCUCAAGCCCGCCCGGAGCCGCAAGAGUGGAUCCCGGCGGGACAAACUGGAGAUGGGCGACAAGGAGAUCAGCCUGCCCAAUCUUCCGCAAGUAACCAUGACUUUUGAUGAGCUCAACGGGUUGAUCAAGCGCAAAGGUGGAACACCAAUCUGCAAUGUCCAAUUGGAUGAUCAAGAAAUCGCCCGCUUGGCGGCCAAAACCUCCCAUACCUCUAUACCACUGGUGCGCCAGGCACGUAGACGCCUCCGGAACCGGGAGAAUCCAAAUCUUGAGCUGCGCGCUCUGGAACAAGAUGCAGUCCUGCCCAAUAAUGUGGAGUUUGCCUCGCUCGACUCAAGUUUGGUGCCUCUGCACCGGAAGCAACGCGAAGCAACCUUCUCCGUCUCCGAGGACGAGUCUCCUCGAGCCGAGAUUCAGAUAAAGCUGGAGUCCACCACCAUGCGCACCUUGUGCCGGCCUAAGAAGCGUUCCGGGGCAGGUUUCACUGGUGCCCUGAGUAGCUCGGAGCCCAUGAGAGCUUUGCCGAUGCCCCAACUGAAGCAGAGUCUGGAGGCCAUCAAUCAAUCCAUUGGGAAGGUCUCCCUACCACGCUUGGAGCUGGGGAACGAGAUAAAAGAACAGGAGGCCUACGAUCAAGAUGAAGAGACCAGCGAACUUGACUUCGACGAUGACCUGGAGAAGGACGAUACCCGAGUGGUGGUGGAGGAGCCACUGAGUGAGGAAGAGGAGGAGAUAGUGGCGGCAGUGGAGGAGCCAGUGAUGACCCUGCCGCCCCUGAUCAAGCAGGGCAACAACGUUAGCCGUCGCCUGGUGCUCCUCGAGCAGGACGAGAAUGGCACCAUGUACAUCAAGACAGCUCCCAAUGGCAAGCGCCGCUUGAAGAGCGGCCUUGGCGAUAAAUACGACCCCUUCCUUUCGGCCAAGCGGCAGCUGGAGGAGCUCUGCUCACCCAACACGCCGCCGCCGCAGGAGGAGGUCGUACCGACCCCCAACAAACCUAAGACACCAUUGACAGCUACACCUUUCGCCGCACCCAGUAUAUCCAUGACCACCUCCCUGACCUCUUCCGGCCUGGGCAGUCGACCUGCCCAAGUCACACCCAAGGUUCAGCCAGUCUCCAACUUCAGACGCACAUCGUCCCUCAGGGGACCACGCAGGACGCCCCUGCUGCCCAGUCGACCGCUGUUCGCCACCAACUAUCGGCCCACCAUCCAAAGAGGUCUGUCCGACGAAGGACCCAUCUCUACGAAUUUCCUGAAGCCAGAAGAGUACGAUGAGAUGCCUGUCCGGGCUGCCUGUGGUAACGAUUUCCAUAGUCCGAGGGUUGUGCGCCGCGAUACGAGUGCCUCCAACCGGAAACAGAUGAUGAAGCUGCCAGUGGGUGGAGUGUCCACUGAGACCGAUACCUCGUCUCCGCAGCCGACGCGGAGUGUGGCCAAGACCGAUUCCCUGGCCGUGUUCCUGAAAUACGAGCACGAGCUGGAGCAGUUGAAUGCCAAGGCGGCGGCGGCUACUGAACUGGCUACUCAGCUAACUAGCAAGGACCUGAAGGACAAGAGCAACAAUCUGAGCAAGCAGAACUCUGCCAAGAGCCUGGCCCAGAGCACGCCCACGACCACCACGCAGCUUCCGCCCUUGACGCCGGUGGCUCCCACGCCUCAAUCCCCAACUGUGGUUAAGGAGAACAGCAGCUACCCGCCCAUAGUCACUCCUUUGCGGCUGGAACCCAUCAACAAGCCAGUGACGCCCAUCAAGCUGGAGAGCAUCUUCGGGCCCAGACGGGAGAUUGGUUUGGGAUCGGGCCUCGGAUCCACAACUGGUUCUGUGGCCGGAGAUUAUAUAGAUCCCAAGUUGAUCAAUGCCUGCGACAACCUGCAUGUGAAUAGUGGUGUUUCCUCCGAUGCUAGUUCCACGCCGCAGCAAUUGUCCCAGAGCCGGAGCCGCAGCAGCUCCCAAUCCACCAUAGUCCACGAGAGGCGGCAGUCAGGAGAGGCCAGGAAUCUCCUUAAGCGGAAGAUGCGAUUGGGACGCAAUCAGUUCCUCUACGAUGCCUCACCCGAGGAUGCUGGAGAUGCCAGCUCUGGAUGCUCGGCGGAUGACGAGGCGAACCGGUCCUCCAUUGAAUUCGACGAGCAGUGCUGGCAGCAGCAGCAAAAGCAGCUCCUGGCCAACCCACUGCCCAUGGUGAUGCCCAUGGUGCAUGGACACAGCAAUAUGCCCACCUUCGAUGACUUUGACUUCGAGGAGUUCCUCUCCUCAUUCGAAAACGAGAAUGACGACGAGCAGUUCCCCCUGUUCAAGGACUGUCGCGAGUUCCUUCUGAAUCGCUCGACGAGCCGCCAGCGCUCGUUCCAGAAAGCGACUUCGACGCCACAACCGACAGCCACACAACAACAACAACAACAACAACACCAUCAAAACCACCAGUCCAAUAAUAACAAUAAGUCUAAAGAUGUCCACGCCCACAGGUCCGAUUCGAAUAUGUCCGGAAAUACGGAUGUCAGUAGCCAGCAUGAGGAGAUUGAGAAGCAGAGCCGCCAAGCUGAGACUGAGAAGCAGAGCCGCCAGGCAGAGAUUGAGAAGCAGAGCCGCCUGGCCGAGAUGGAGAAGCAAAGCCGCCUGACGGAGCUAGAGAUGCAGACUCGCCUGGCCGAGAUGGAGAAGCAGAGCCGCCUGGUGGAGUUGGAGACUCAAAGCCGUUUGGCGGAGCUGGAGAAACGUGCCGCCGCCGAGGAUCAACAGAAGCGGGAGAUUUUCAAUAGAAACUCAGCGGACGAUCAGCAGAAGCGGGAGAUCUUCAUUAGCAUUGAAACGGAGGCGAAUGCCCAGGGCAAAUCCCCCAUAUCGCCAGAUUCCCUCCGCCAUAUGGUCGGCAAUUCGCAGACCCCCAUCGAUGUCCUGCACAUCGAAAACGGCAACGAACCGGAGCACGCCAAGUUCAGCAAGAUUAGCGACACGGAGGACGUCGGCGAGGAGCUCGGUGAUCGGCCCAGCCAAUUGAGUUCCAAUCGACUGGUCCCGUCCUCGAGCUCUUGCGUUUUGGCUCCCAACGUGCAGUUGAAUAAUGCCAAGAACCUGAUCCAGAAGAUGCAGAGCGAUUUCCGGCAGCUAGGCGAGGAGGCGGGUGCGUCCAUGAGGCGGACCUUGAUAGCGAAUGGUGGACGAAGCGAGGAACAGCAACAGAUCAGAGAUCCAGAACCAAAUGGCCAACAGCAACACACAUUUCAACAGCAGCCACUGCAGCACCAGCAGGUAGAAGGAAGUUCUCCACCGACACCGUCGCCAUCGGCGGACUCGGAUGAGCUAAGCAGCCUGGACAGCUACACCAUGCUGUCGCGUGGGACCGGCUCCAAGAUAAGCACGGAUUCUGCAUACGGAAGCAAUUCCCCGUUCAGCUUGUCCCGUCAGCGCUCCAGUGAACUGCAACUUAUGCGUCCGCACACGGCGAGCGCCAAGUUGGCCAGCAACCUGUCCGAUGCCUCCACCCAGGCCCAAAUCAAGUACGGAACCCUCAAGGCCCGGCAGCGUCUCUUCGCCAAUAACGGGAGCAGCAUCAUCAAUAACAAUGGGAGUGGCGAUGGUGCCGAGUCGUCCAGCAGCGGAUCGGAGAACUCUCUGGAAGUGCAACAGAAUCAACAGCACCAGCAGCACCAGCAGCUUACCAGCAACUACAAUUACCAACAGCAGCAGCAGCACCAGGCCCAAUCCCCGCCAGCUUACAACAGUAACACCAUCAAUAACAACACCUCUGUACUGAUGACACCGAGCACAUCACAACACUCUCUGUUCAGCCGGCAACACUCCAGCACGUCCAGCAUGUCUUCGAGUAUGAAAAUGUCCAAAUUCUGCCACGAAUGUGGCGCCAAGUUCAUCAUUGAGCACGCCAAAUUCUGCAUGGAAUGCGGAGUUAGGCGGAUGGUACUUUAGUUUAACAUCCAAAAGUAGAUCAAAA